Rhipicephalus sanguineus (brown dog tick) is the source of this 2246-nucleotide messenger RNA. RefSeq lists its product as uncharacterized. NCBI's taxonomy places the organism in Eukaryota, Metazoa, Arthropoda, Arachnida, Ixodida, Ixodidae. The coding region runs from base 83 to 1990 and encodes 635 amino acids. The record is from RefSeq and is a predicted model, not a curated record. The transcript is spliced from 10 exons.
ACCGGACGUCCUCUGUAGUACCAACACGACCGCUGGAAGCAUCAAGUGCUCGGACAACGGGCUCAACAUUUCGACCGUGAGGAUGACUGCGAUUCGCCCAUGGCUGGCUCUGCUGGCUGUAGCGGUCUGUAUAAGCCUUACAUGCGCUGCACCAUAUUGGCGUAUACCAAGCAAUCGUGAAGACCUGGCGAAGAAGUCGCAGCCAACAAAUCUGCAUGAAAGACUUGACGCGGAUGACGCUUCGGGCGAAAACAGUGAUUACUUGCCAAGGUAUGAAAGCAGACAAAGUGUAUCCAGCGAAAACAAUCAGAAAGACGGGAAUGACUCCGUAGAAAAUCGGAGCUUGGAUGAGGAAAAUAGCCAAGAAGGGUUAGCUAGUGGAAGCGGUUCCCAGGAGGAGAGUGAAUCCGAAGAAGGUGAUGGCUCGGAUGAGGAAGAUAGCCAAGAAGGGUCAACUAGUGGUAGCGGUUCCCAGGAGGAGAGUGAAUCCGAAGAAGGUGAUGGCUCGGAUGAGGAAGAUAGCCAAGAAGGAUCAACUAGUGGUAGCGGUUCCCAGGAGGAGAGUGAAUCCGAAGAAGGUGAUGGCUCGGAUGAGGAAGAUAGCCAAGAAGGGUCAACUAGUGGUAGCGGUUCCCAGGAGGAGAGUGAAUCCGAAGAAGGUGAUGGCUCGGAUGAGGAAGAUAGCCAAGAAGGGUCAACUAGUGGUAGCGGUUCCCAGGAGGAGAGUGAAUCCGAAGAAGGUGAUGGCUCGGAUGAGGAAGAUAGCCAAGAAAGGUCAACUAGUGGUAGUGGUUCCCAGGAGGAGAGUGAAUCCGAAGAAGGUAAUGGCUCGGAUGAGGAAGAUAGCCAAGAAGGGUCAACUAGUGGUAGCGGUUCCCAGGAGGAGAGUGAAUCCGAAGAAGGUGAUGGCUCGGAUGAGGAAGAUAGCCAAGAAGGAUCAACUAGUGGUAGCGGUUCCCAGGAGGAGAGUGAAUCCGAAGAAGGUGAUGACUCGGAUGAGGAAGAUAGCCAAGAAGGAUCAACUAGUGGUAGCGAAUCCCAGGAGGAGAGUGAAUCCGAAGAAGGUGAUGGCUCGGAUGAGGAAGAUAGCCAAGAAGGGUCAACUAGUGGUAGCGGUUCCCAGGAGGAGAGUGAAUCCGAAGAAGGUGAUGGCUCAGAUGAGGAAGAUAGCCAGGAAGGGUCAACUAGUGGUAGCGGUUCCCAGGAGGAGAGUGAAUCCGAAGAAGGUGAUGGCUCGGAUGAGGAAGACAGCCAAGAAAGAUCAACUAGUGGUAGCGGUUCCCAGGAGGAGAGUGAAUCCGAAGAAGGUGAUGGCUCGGAUGAGGAAGAUAGCCAAGAAGGGUCAACAAGUGGUAGCGGUUCCCAGGAGGAGAGUGAAUCCGAAGAAGGUGAUGGCUCGGAUGAGGAAGAUAGCCAAGAAGGGUCAACUAGUGGUAGCGGUUCCCAGGAGGAGAGUGAAUCCGAAGAAGGUGAUGGCUCGGAUGAGGAAGAUAGCCAAGAAGGGUCAACUAGUGGUAGCGGUUCCCAGGAGGAGAGUGAAUCCGAAGAAGGUGAUGACUCGGAUGAGGAAGAUAGCCAAGAAGGGUCAACUAGUGGUAGCGGUUCCCAGGAGGAGAGUGAAUCCGAAGAAGGUGAUGGCUCGGAUGAGGAAGAUAGCCAAGAAGGGUCAACUAGUGGUAGCGGUUCCCAGGAGGAGAGUGAAUCCGAAGAAGGUGAUGGCUCGGAUGAGGAAGAUAGCCAAGAAGGGUCAACUAGUGGUAGCGGUUCCCAGGAGGAGAGUGAAUCCGAAGAAGGUGAUGGCUCGGAUGAGGAAGAUAGCCAAGAAAGGUCAACUAGUGGUAGCGGUUCCCAGGAGGAGAGUGAAUACGAAGAAGGUGAUGGCUCGGAUGAGGAAGAUAGCCAAGAAGGGUCAACUAGUGGCAGCGGUUCCCAGGAGGAGAGUGAAUCCGAAGAAGGUGAUGGCUCGGAUGAGGACGAUGACAGUGAUUAAUCAAACGAAAGCAGUUAGGAUGAAGAAAGUGAAUUCGAAGGAGAUAGUGAUGACCAAGAUGACGAUAACUGAAUGUACUCUAUUUUAAGGAAAGCAACACAACUGGAAACUAAUUACGAUCACAUAAGUAGACUGCAAGCCAUUCAGUGAUUCUGUGUGGGAAAAGAUUUGUUGACAAUCGGUAAAAUAAGUUGCCGGAAUAAAUUUCAAUAUAUAUUUUGCAUGCCAUACUAGAAAGCAUGCGGUUAAACAAAGG